CGCCCGUUUCCUGCCGAGUGGCGCGACGGCACCUGAGCGACUGCGGCGGCGGUGGCGGCGGCGCCUCGGAGCGGGCGGCCCGGGCUGUAGUGCCGGCGCCGCCGCGUCUUCCUGGUCUCCUUUCCCGGCCGCACAGGAUAGAUUUUUGCUCUGUCACCCAGGCUGGAGUGCAGUGGCGUGACCUUGGCUUGCUGCAACCCUUUGCCUCCUGUGUUCAAGUGAUUCUCAUUGCCUCAGCCUCCUGGGUAGCUGGGAUUACAGGUUUUAUAGGAUCACAUUGACAAAAGUACCAUGGAGUUUUAUGAGUCAGCAUAUUUUAUUGUUCUUAUUCCUUCAAUAGUUAUUACAGUAAUUUUCCUCUUCUUCUGGCUUUUCAUGAAAGAAACAUUAUAUGAUGAAGUUCUUGCAAAACAGAAAAGAGAACAAAAGCUUAUUCCUGCCAAAACAGAUAAAAAGAAAACAGAAAAGAAAAAGAAUAAAAAGAAAGAAAUCCAGAAUGGAAACCUCCAUGAAUCCGACUCUGAGAGUGUACCUCGAGACUUUAAAUUAUCAGAUGCUUUGGCAGUAGAAGAUGAUCAAGUUGUACCUGUUCCAUUGAAUGUGAUUGAAACUUCAAGUAGUGUUAGGGAAAGAAAAAAGAAGGAAAAGAAACAAAAGCCUGUGACAGAAGAGCAGGUCAUCAAAGAAAGUGACGCAUCAAAGAUUCCUGGCAAAAAAGUAGAACCUGUCCCAGUUACUAAACAGCCCACCCCUCCCUCUGAAGCAGCUGCCUCAAAGAAGAAACCAGGGCAGAAGAAGUCUAAAAAUGGAAGCGAUGACCAGGAUAAAAAGGUGGAAAUUCUCAUGGUACCAUCAAAAAGGCAAGAAGCAUUGCCCCUCCAAGAGACUAAACAAGAAAGUGGAUCAGGGAAGAAGAAAGCUUCAUCAAAGAAACAAAAGACAGAAAAUGUCUUCGUAGAUGAACCCCUUAUUCAUGCAACUACUUAUAUUCCUUUGAUGGAUAAUGCUGACUCAAUUCCUGUGGUAGAUAAGAGAGAGGUUAUUGAUUUGCUUAAACCUGACCAAGUAGAAGGGAUCCAGAAAUCUGGGACUAAAAAAUUGAAGACUGAAACUGACAAAGAAAAUGCUGAAGUGAAGUUUAAAGAUUUUCUUCUGUCCUUGAAGACUAUGAUGUUUUCUGAAGAUGAGGCUCUUUGUGUUGUAGACCUGCUAAAGGAGAAGUCUGGUGUAAUACAAGAUGCUUUAAAGAAGUCAAGUAAGGGAGAAUUGACUACGCUCGUACAUCAGCUUCAAGAAAAGGACAAGUUACUUGCUGCUGUGAAGGAAGAUGCUGCUGCUACAAAGGAUCGGUGUAAGCAGUUAACCCAGGAAAUGAUGACAGAGAAAGAAAGAAGCAAUGUGGUUAUAGCAAGGAUGAAAGAUCGGAUUGGAACUUUAGAAAAGGAACAUAAUGUAUUUCAAAACAAAAUACGUGUCAGUUAUCAAGAGACUCAACAGAUGCAGAUGAAGUUUCAGCAAGUUCGUGAGCAGAUGGAGGCAGAGAUCGCUCACUUGAAGCAGGAAAAUGGUAUACUAAGAGAUGCUGUCAGCAACACUACAAAUCAACUGGAAAGCAAGCAGUCUGCAGAACUAAAUAAACUACGCCAGGAUUAUGCUAGGUUGGUGAAUGAGCUGACUGAGAAAACAGGAAAGCUACAGCAAGAGGAAGUCCAAAAGAAGAAUGCUGAGCAAGCAGUUACUCAGUUGAAGGUUCAACUACAAGAAGCUGAAAGAAGGUGGGAAGAAGUUCAGAGCUACAUCAGGAAGAGAACAGCGGAACAUGAGGCAGCACAGCAAGAUUUACAGAGUAAAUUUGUGGCCAAAGAAAAUGAAGUACAGAGUCUGCAUAGUAAGCUUACAGAUACCUUGGUAUCAAAACAACAGUUGGAGCAAAGACUAAUGCAGUUAAUGGAAUCAGAGCAGAAAAGGGUGAACAAAGAAGAGUCUCUACAGAUGCAGGUUCAGGAUAUUUUGGAGCAGAAUGAGGCUUUGAAAGCUCAAAUUCAGCAGUUCCAUUCCCAGAUAGCAGCCCAGACCUCCGCUUCAGUUCUAGCAGAAGAAUUACAUAAAGUGAUUGCAGAAAAGGAUAAGCAGAUAAAACAGACUGAAGAUUCUUUAGCAAAUGAACGUGAUCAUUUAACAAGUAAAGAAGAGGAACUUAAGGAUAUACAGAAUAUGAAUUUCUUAUUAAAAGCUGAAGUGCAGAAAUUACAGGCCCUGGCAAAUGAGCAGGCUGCUGCUGCACAUGAAUUGGAGAAGAUACAACAAAGUGUUUAUGUUAAAGAUGAUAAAAUAAGAUUGCUGGAAGAGCAACUACAACAUGAAAUUUCAAACAAAAUGGAAGAAUUUAAGAUUCUAAAUGACCAAAACAAAGCAUUAAAAUCAGAAGUUCAGAAGCUACAGACUCUUGUUUCUGAACAGCCUAAUAAAGAUGUUGUGGAACAACUGGAAAAAUGCAUUCAAGAAAAAGAUGAGAAGUUAAAGACUGUAGAAGAAUUACUUGAAACUGGACUUAUUCAGGUGGCAACUAAAGAGGAGGAGCUGAAUGCAAUAAGAACAGAAAAUUCAUCUCUGACAAAAGAAGUUCAAGACUUAAAAGCUAAGCAAAAUGAUCAGGUUUCUUUUGCCUCUCUAGUUGAAGAACUUAAGAAAGUGAUCCACGAGAAAGAUGGAAAGAUCAAGUCUGUAGAAGAACUUCUGGAGGCAGAACUUCUCAAAGUUGCUAACAAGGAGAAAACUGUUCAGGAUUUGAAACAGGAAAUAAAGGCUCUAAAAGAAGAAAUAGGAAAUGUCCAGCUUGAAAAGGCUCAACAGUUAUCUAUCACUUCCCAAGUUCAGGAGCUUCAGAACUUAUUAAAAGGAAAAGAGGAACAGAUGAAUACCAUGAAGGCUGUUUUAGAAGAGAAAGAGAAAGACCUAGCCAAUACAGGGAAGUGGUUACAGGAUCUUCAAGAAGAAAAUGAAUCUUUAAAAGCACAUGUUCAGGAAGUAGCACAACGUAACUUGAAAGAGGCCUGUUCUGCAUCACAGUUUGAAGAACUUGAGAUUGUGUUGAAAGAAAAGGAAAAUGAAUUGAAGAGGUUAGAAGCCAUGCUAAAAGAGAGGGAGAGUGAUCUUUCUAGCAAAACAAAGCUGUUACAGGAUGUACAAGAUGAAAACAAAUUGUUUAAGUCCCAAAUUGAGCAGCUUAAACAACAAAACUACCAACAGGCAUCUUCUUUUCCCCCUCAUGAAGAAUUAUUAAAAGUAGUUUCAGAAAGAGAGAAAGAAAUAAGUGGUCUCUGGAAUGAGUUAGAUUCUUUGAAGGAUGCUGUUGAACACCAGAGGAAGAAAAACAAUGACCUUCGGGAGAAAAACUGGGAAGCAAUGGAAGCAUUGGCAUCAACUGAAAAAAUGCUGCAGGACAAAGUGAACAAGACUUCCAAGGAAAGACAGCAACAGGUGGAAGCUGUUGAGUUGGAGGCUAAAGAAGUUCUCAAAAAAUUAUUUCCAAAGGUGUCUGUCCCUUCUAAUUUGAGUUAUAGUGAAUGGUUGCAUGGAUUUGAAAAAAAGGCAAAAGAAUGUAUGGCUGGAACUUCAGGGUCAGAGGAGGUUAAGGUUCUAGAGCACAAGUUGAAAGAAGCUGAUGAAAUGCACACAUUGUUACAGCUAGAAUGUGAAAAAUACAAAUCCGUCCUUGCAGAAACAGAAGGAAUUUUACAGAAGCUACAGAGAAGUGUUGAGCAAGAAGAAAAUAAAUGGAAAGUUAAGGUUGAUGAAUCACACAAGACUAUUAAACAGAUGCAGUCAUCAUUUACAUCUUCAGAACAAGAGCUAGAGCGAUUAAGAAGAGAAAAUAAGGAUAUUGAAAAUCUGAGAAGAGAACGAGAACAUUUGGAAAUGGAACUAGAGAAGGCAGAGAUGGAACGAUCUACCUAUGUUACAGAAGUCAGAGAGCUGAAAGAUCUGUUGACUGAAUUGCAGAAAAAACUUGAUGAUUCAUAUUCUGAAGCAGUAAGACAGAAUGAAGAGCUAAAUUUGUUGAAGGCACAGUUAAAUGAAACACUCACAAAACUUAGAACUGAACAAAAUGAAAGACAGAAGGUAGCUGGUGAUUUGCAUAAGGCUCAACAGUCACUGGAGCUUAUCCAGUCAAAAAUAGUAAAAGCUGCUGGAGACACUACUGUUAUUGAAAAUAGUGAUGUUUCCCCAGAAACGGAGUCUUCUGAGAAGGAGACAAUGUCUGUAAGUCUAAAUCAGACUGUAACACAGUUACAGCAGUUGCUUCAGGCAGUAAACCAACAGCUCACAAAGGAGAAAGAGCACUACCAGGUGUUAGAGUGAAGUAAUUGAGAAACUGUUCAUUUGAGGAUAAAAAAGGCAUUGUAUUAUAUUUUGCCAAAUUAAAGCCUUAUUUAUGUUUUCACCCUUUCUACUUUGUCAGAAACACUGAACAGAGUUUUGUCUUUUCUAAUCCUUGUUAGACUACUGAUUUAAAGAAAGAAAAAAAAAGCCAACUCUGUAGACACCUUCAGAGUUUAGUUUUAUAAUAAAAACUGUUUGAAUAAUUAGACCUUUACAUUCCUGAAGAUAAACAUGUAAUCUUUUAUCUUAUUUUGCUCAAUAAAAUUGUUCAGAAGAUCAAAGUGGUAAAGACAAUGUAAAAUUUAACAUUUUAAUACUGAUGUUGUACACUGUUUUACUUAACAUUUUGGGAAGUAACUGCCUCUGACUUCAACUCAAGAAAACACUUUUUUGUUGCUAAUGUAAUCGGUUUUUGUAAUGGCGUCAGCAAAUAAAAGGAUGCUUAUUAUUCAAA
Messenger RNA from Nomascus leucogenys (northern white-cheeked gibbon), 4837 nucleotides. RefSeq names its product kinectin 1 (gene KTN1). NCBI's taxonomy places the organism in Eukaryota, Metazoa, Chordata, Mammalia, Primates, Hylobatidae. Gene Ontology annotation, molecular function: kinesin binding. Gene Ontology annotation, biological process: microtubule-based movement; protein transport. Gene Ontology annotation, cellular component: endoplasmic reticulum membrane. The record is from RefSeq and is a predicted model, not a curated record.